AUUCAGUCAAAUCAUGAAAUAAUUGUGUAGUGGUGUAAUAGUUAAUUUCCUAUAAAAGGAGAUUUAAUUUCUUCAUGUGCCGCACAUGUAAAACGACGACGGAACCAUGGGCGGCGCCGCCACACCACCUCCACCGUCGCCGCUUCACUCCACUAUCUUCUCUCGUUCCACCGCCGCUUUCAACCGCCUCUUCGCGGCUGUCUACGGCGGCGCGAUUUUAGCUCUGUUCUAUCACCACAUCGUUUCGAUUCUUCGAAAUUCCUCAAUUUCAUCUUCUUUAAUCUCUCUUGCCCUACUCAUCUCCGAUUUAAUUUUGGCCUUCAUGUGGCUCACGGCGCAAUGUUUUCGGAUGAUUCCUGUCCGCCGCCGAGAGUUUCCAGAGAAAUUGAAACAGGUAGCGAAGGAUUUCGAUUUUCUGGCGGUGGAUGUGUUCAUUUGCACGGCGGAUCCGUACAAGGAGCCGCCGAUGAGCGUGGUGAACUCGGUACUAUCAGUUAUGGCUUACGACUAUCCCGCUGGGAAGAUCUCCGUCUAUAUCUCCGACGACGGCGGCUCCGCCUUGACUCUGUUUGCUUUGAUGGAGGCGGCAAAGUUCGCUAGCCACUGGCUGCCGUUUUGCAAUAAAAACGACGUCGUAGAAAGGAAUCCCGAGGUGUUUUUUGCAUCUACUAGUGAGUUUUGGAACUCUGAUUCACAGAAGAUUAAGGAAAUGUAUGAGCAUAUGAAAAUGAAGGUGGAAGAUGUGGUUGAGAAAGGAAAGGUAGGAGAUGAGUACAUCAAUGGAGAAGAAGAUAGGUUGACUUUUCAUAAAUGGGACAAAUCUUUCACUCCUCAAUCUCAUCCUACCAUUAUUAAGGUUUUAUUGGAGAGCAAAAAUGAUAGGGACAUGAUGGGUCAUUCACUACCUAAUCUCAUCUAUCUCUCAAGGCAGAAAAGUAAAGCAUUUCAUCAUCAUUUCAAGGGUGGUGCCCUCAAUGCUUUGCUUCGAGUGUCAUCAAUAAUGACAAAUGCACCAAUGAUUCUAACCCUCGAUUGUGAUAUGUACUCGAAUGACCCACAAACUCUAUAUAGAGCUCUAUGUUAUGCAUUGGAUCCAAAACUGAAAAGUAAUUUGGGUUACAUUCAAUUUCCUCAAUGCUUCAAAGGAGUUAGCAAAAAUGACAUCUAUGCUUCUGAGAUGAAGCGCUUAUACAACAUUAAUCCUACUGGUCUGGAUGGGCUUUUGGGCCCAGAUUACUUUGGAACUGGCUGCUUUUUUAUUCGACGGGCCUUCUUUGGCGGCCCAUCAUCUUUUGAAUCUUUGGAAUCUUCUCAAGUUAGUCCUGAUUAUGUUGUUCACAAGCCCAUUCGUUCUCAACAAACUUUGGAUUUGGCCCAUUACUUUGCAGCUUCUGAUUAUGAGAAUGGCACUAAAUGGGGAUCCAAGGUGGGCAUUCGAUAUGGAUCAUUGGUGGAGGACUUCUAUACAGGCUAUUGCUUGCAAUGUCAAGGAUGGAAGAGUAUAUUCUGCUAUCCAGAUAGGGCGGCUUUUUAUGGCAAUGCGCCUAUUAGCCUUCUCGAUGCUUUGGUUCAAAAUAAGAGAUGGGCCGUGGGCUCGCUCGAGGUUGGUUUAUCCAAGUCCAGCCCAAUCACAUUUGGGACGAAAUCCAUGGGCCUUCUUAUGGGCCUUUGUUAUGCUCACUAUGCAUUUUGGGCCAUUUUGUCCAUUCCAAUCACUGUCUAUGCCUUCCUUCCACAACUGGCUCUCAUCUAUGGCAUCUCAAUUUUCCCAAAGGUUUCAGAGGGUGAAUUCAUAUUAUACGUGUUUCUUUUCCUUGGAGCUUAUGGACAAGAUUUACUCGAGUUUAUCAUUGUCGGAAGCACAUUUCGAAAAUGGUGGAACGAACAAAGAAUGUGGAUGAUAAGAGGAAUUUCAAGUUACCUUUAUGGAUCGAUUGAAUUCACACUAAAAUCUUUGGGCAUUUUUUCGUAUGGGUUCGAAGUAACGAGCAAAGUAAUGGACGAAGAACAAAGCAAACGAUACAUGGAAGAGUGGUUUGAGUUUGGGGCUUCUACACCAAUGUUUGUACCAAUGGCAAUGGCAGCAACACUUAAUUUGGGAUGUUUAGUGAGUGGAUUUAUGAGAAUUUUCAAAGGUUGGAAUAAUUGGGAGGAGAUGUUUGGCCAAAUGUUUAUAGCUGGAUUUAUCACUCUCAAUUGUUGGCCAAUUUAUGAAGCUAUGGUGUUUAGGAGUGAUGCAGGAAAAAUGCCUCUCAACAUUACCUUUAUGUCAAUAUUAUUUCUACUUCUAGGAUUGCUUUGCAUACCUAUUUCCAUUUCUACUUCACCUAAUUACCUUUUGCUAUUUUGAACUUUCUUUUGGUUUUCUAUUGGAAUGAUGUGUUGUAGUGAUGAACAAUUAUGAUGAAAUAAAUAAGACUUUCUGUUUA
Messenger RNA from Benincasa hispida (wax gourd), 2429 nucleotides. RefSeq names its product cellulose synthase-like protein G3. Gene Ontology annotation, molecular function: cellulose synthase (UDP-forming) activity. Gene Ontology annotation, biological process: cellulose biosynthetic process. NCBI's taxonomy places the organism in Eukaryota, Viridiplantae, Streptophyta, Magnoliopsida, Cucurbitales, Cucurbitaceae. Gene Ontology annotation, cellular component: membrane. The record is from RefSeq and is a predicted model, not a curated record.